CUGGAGUCAACAAGAACCCGUUUAUAAACCUCGGCAAUGGACUCUCUUUGGAAACGCUACAGCCUCUGCUUUUUAUGACGACACUUUACAAAGAGGCAAAUCUGAAGAAGCUCAUAGCGGCCAGUCCACUUACUAGGACCUUGGAGGAGAUAAAGGAAGCGUUACGAAACCAGGCUCAGCAGCGGGAGAAAGAAUUGAAAAGCACCCCACCGCUGGUGACCACUGGAAUCGUCGUUCCGGCAGAUAUGAACACACUAUCACCACGUCAGCUGAUUGUUUAUCGUUUUGGCUGCACCAUCCUGAAUCUCUUGUGUCACAGCUGCAUCAAGAAGCCAUUGCAGCUGUUAGUAGCAGAGACCAUUCCUAGAAGGAGCGCUUGGGAGGAACGGGAAGACCUGCAAAUAGGAGAUUCUUAUUACGACACAAGUAACAAAGUGUUAUUCGUACCAGUGACACGCUUAGAAAAUGCCGGUGACCUGGUUGUGGUGUUGGUUCAUGCCAUUGCGUGGAUCAAAGCAGGGUUUAACACAGAAUCUGGUAAUCCCGAAUUCCUAAAAUGUAUCAACAGAGCGAUUGAAGGUUUAGCUAAAGCUUUCUUCUAUUCCUGGAACAAACAAAGGAUUAAAAGUCAAACGUUGCAGGAAAAUCCAGAUGAUGACAAAUAUGAAUCUUUAGAGCAUUCCCCUGAACAAACAGCCUUUGGCGAUCUUCUAUAUAUUCACAGAUUACUUCCACACAGCUCCAGAAGUUUGCCGUUUUACAAGGAUUUGGAAGUUUUAGGAGUAAGGGAUGACACCGAGAACAUCCCACGGACAAACAAAACAAAUGGAAAGCAGAGAUCAUGUAGCCUGGAUACAUUGUCUCACCAGGAAGAGAUGUUAGAUAUGCUCAAUGAAGAAUUUUUGGAGUUGACAAUGCAAGCUCUGAAGAACAGGACAAAAGAUGAGGAGUUACCUUAUGAAAUGACAGAUUGGAAAGACUCGACCGAGUUUGACAGGUGGACUGAAAGAAGAGACUCGGGCGUACUAUUGCAAAUUAAGAGACGCUGCGUAGCCCAGAAGAUCUGCGCGGCAGAAUGUGGCGUUCCAUAUCUCCACCACCCUGACACUCCGGACAAACCUGAUCAGACAGCAGUCGAUGCCAAGGAUAGCAGCACACAAAUAGAUUAA
Messenger RNA from Pelobates fuscus (common spadefoot toad), 1169 nucleotides. RefSeq lists its product as uncharacterized. The transcript has 8 exons. The record is from RefSeq and is a predicted model, not a curated record. Bases 75 to 1169 code for a protein of 364 amino acids. Lineage: Eukaryota; Metazoa; Chordata; Amphibia; Anura; Pelobatidae.